Molecule: messenger RNA, 1614 nt
Organism: Caenorhabditis remanei
Lineage: Eukaryota; Metazoa; Nematoda; Chromadorea; Rhabditida; Rhabditidae
Exons: 5
Coding region: 1-1614 (537 amino acids)
Biological process (GO): lipid metabolic process; intracellular signal transduction
Molecular function (GO): phosphatidylinositol-4,5-bisphosphate phospholipase C activity
Source: RefSeq, a predicted model, not a curated record
AUGCUAUUCAUCAAGAAAUCAAAUGGAUAUGCCAACUUUAUGGAAAAUUUGAAUAACUACAAGAAUUCAAAGAAGCUACUUCUUAUGGGUGUCAUUACUGUUUUCUAUAUACUUGUCACUCUACCCAAAGCAAAAGAAUUCAAUCAACCACAGCUGACAGCAUUUACAAAUAGUUCUACUGACACUACUCUCAAUAUAUCUGUUAUUAAAGUCGAACCAAGCUUACAAAUAGAAAAUGACACUAAACGAAGAUUGACAAGAAAGUUACCGGUUUCUCAUGUUUUUAUUGUUUCUGCUUACUUUUAUCCUACAUCCAAAUCACUUGGAAACAAUGCGAUUGCCUUGAAUAUGGUUGUUGAUUCGAAGAACUUCAAUGUUAACAACGCCACGUAUAACGUGUUGGGAUCAAACGGAACCCAUCAAGAACUAUCAAUCGCCACAUCACAAACAGAAGGAUUCCAAUACUGUCGUUAUAUUGCCGCGAUGGCUCGAACGAAUAGUGUUGCAAACUUAUCAAAUUUAGAAAUGGAAUCCAAUGGAAUUAAAGUUUCGAUUCCAUUCAAGACAGCUCGUUACACUGCGCCUAAUCCAGUUAUCAUUUGUAUUUCACCACAAUUCGUUGCUGAACAAUGGCAGAUAUUCUUGAUGCAUAUACAUGUGGCAAAUCGAUUCGGGGGUCACAUGCAUAUUUAUGUCACUUCAAUUGUGAAAUCAUACUUCAAACUGAUGAAAGAAUACGAAAAACUAGGAUAUCUGACAGUAGAACCAUGGCUACGAAUGAAGUUUUCUCAUUCGGAAACACCAUUUUUCGAGCCAAACUUGAAUACGGAACUGAGAAAUCAGGCGGGAGCUCUAACAGAUUGUUUAUUACAAUACAAGGAAGCAGCUGAUUACGUGGCAUUUUUUGAUUUGGAUGAUAUUUUAGUCCCACUUAACUAUCCAACAUAUCUGGAAGAAUUCAAUGCGGAAUGGUUCAAACAUAAAAAUUCAACUUCAAUAGCAUAUGGAAGGAGAGAACAUGAGUUCGUCAAAGUUGAAGCUUUCUCCGAAUUCAGUUUUCAAAAAUUAGUAUCCAGUCUCCGUUCAUCUGAUUCCGUCAAAGCUGGAAAAGUCGUCGUGAAACCAGAAUUCCACAAUUCCACAUGGCUCCAUGUUAGUCUUCACGAAGAUCGAAGUACCAGAUAUAAUGUCCGAACUCCCCGUCUCAUACACGUUCAACGACCAAUUCAGAAAACUGGAAACAAUGAAAUCAAGAAGUUAUGGAAAUUCCAAUUUCAAAAGUUCAAUGAAACUAUAAAGUCUGAAGAUAUUCAAGAAAUCGAAAAAGAUAUAUGGAGUGUACGAAACCUGACAGCUGUCGCUGAAAUCUCUUAUUCUCUUCCCAAGAGAGAUUUCUAUUUUCCAAUUGUUUUCAAGUGUUACUUAUCCGAAUUUUACAACAAGCCAAUAAUUGAUAAAUGUCCGAAUGCUGAAAUGUGCAAGCUCCCACAACGAGAAGAUAUCGAAUGCGUGCACUCGGAUGCUGAAUACUUUUCUGGUCCUCACAUGAAACCAUUCACUUUUCAUUAUGCGAAAAAUGCAUUUUGGUCUGAAAACUACGGGUGUUAUCAAUAA